Iphiclides podalirius (scarce swallowtail) is the source of this 303-nucleotide messenger RNA. Lineage: Eukaryota; Metazoa; Arthropoda; Insecta; Lepidoptera; Papilionidae. The record is from the annotation of a GenBank genome assembly.
AUGAUUGGAGGCUUUUACGACCUGAUGCCGACGCGGUCUACCAGUUUCCCGUCAGCCAUUUGCUUGGCUACUCUGAUCCUGUUUACUGCAGCAAUCAAUAGAAUCUGGUGGCAGCCCUGGCAGUUUACGAACCAGAAUGCGAAGCGUCGCGUCGUGCUGGCAAAAGCGACACAUGGCGCCAACAGACUAGAUUGCGAUAUGCAUAUACGCGACAAUGGGCAUCCAUACAGUUUCGCACUCAUUGUUUGCAAGCAGCCAAACGUGCCAUGGACAAACCGGGUGCUGAUGGACCUCGCAAGACAA